UCUGUGGGUUGAUGUUUGAAGGUUGAUAAUGUUUGUUUUUAUUUUUGUGCAGUUUGAUACGAGUUUUAUGUAUUAAAAAUGAAUGAACCAAUAGCUCAAAAUGUUUGUCGCACUUGCUUAUCCAUUAAGCACAAAUUAAAACCCAUGAACCAUGAGGAAUUAUUCGUAUACAAUAGGCUUUUAUUGAAGGACUGCACUGCAGAUACAAUGUAUAUAUGCGUAUUUUGCACAACUCUCUUAAAUAAAAUAAACAAAUUUAUCAAGCAGUGCAAACUUGCCGAACAACGAUUGAAUAAUUUUAACAUGGACACUUCAAUAGAAAUGAAAUUAACAUAUAAUUUCUCAAUAUCAGCUAUUGAAAUCAAUUACUAUGAAGGUGAGAAAUUGAUUAAAGAAGAAGAUGCCUUCGAUGAUGAUAUUCCAUUGAUUCUGUUGAGCAAUAAUAGUGAUAACGGUGAGUUUGAAGAUGAGUCGUCCGACUGCUUGAAUAUUAACAGUGUUAAGGAAGAAAUUAGUGCUCAAACUUCCGCAGUUGAAGAGAAAGCUGAUAGUGAUCCUGAUAGUAUUGUAACGUCUAAGGAAGACUUCGAUAAAAAAUUAUACAAAAAUAAGCGCAAAGAGAAAAACCUCCAUAAGAGUUCCAUACCAAGUGGCUUUUCAUCGAGGAUGGUGAGGGAAACGGACGAGUAUAUGGUCAUAAAGCUGACUAAGGAACAAGUUCUAGAAGAGAUGGAGGCGAAUCGCGGAACCGAGAAAUACAAAAUGGCGCCCUACAAAUGCGACAGAUGCGUGAAAGGUUAUAAUUUCGAAGAUGUUUUAUUAUCGCAUAUGGAAAAGCACACACCGAAAAACGGUGCACUGCUGUGUGAAAUUUGUGGCCAAUACUGUCCGAGCGCAACAUCUUUGCGGGGUCAUAUCAAAUCGCAUACAACAAAGUACAGAUGCAAGAUAUGCAACAUAGUGCGCCACUCGCGGCAGCACGUGCUCGAGCACCACGCGCUGGUGCACGCGGGCUGCACGCGGGAGUACAGCUGUAAGGAGUGCGACUUCACGACCAAAAAACGCACAGUAAUGCAGCGACACGUUAAAAUGCACGCGAGCAAUGAGAAACACACUUGCCACAAAUGCGGGAGAUCGUUUAAGAGCAGAGAAAUAUUGCGCGUACACACGAGUCGUCAUGACGACAAGAACCGUUACCACUGCGACCACUGCAACCGAACGUUCAUAUAUAAAUCGGUGUUGCACAAACAUAUACGCUCCGUGCAUAUAGAUAAGGACUUUUAUUGCGUGGAGUGUGACGCGAUGUUCACUUCAAUGGAAGCGUUGAAGCAACAUUUAUAUAAAACAAAGAAGCACAGUGAUCCCUCGCAAUAUAAGUACGCAUGCGCGCAGUGCGACCGGCGCUUCCUCACGCGGCAGACGCUGGCCGCGCACGGGGCGCGCGCGCACGGCGCGGGGGGCGCGGGGGGCGCGGCGCGGGCGGCGCGCUGCGGGCGGUGCGCGCGCGCGUACAGCACGGCGGGCGCGCUGCGCGUGCACGUGCGGCGCGCGCACUCGCCGGCCGCGCCCGCCGCGCGCGCCGCCUGCCCCGUGUGCGAGAAAGUGUUCAGUCGUAAGGGGGUACUAAAAGUGCAUAUGCGGGUACACACCGGCGAGAGGCCGUACUCGUGCGAGUGUGGCGCCUCGUUUACACAACUCGCGUCACUCAAAGCGCACGAAGCUGCGAAGCAUAGGAAAUGAAUGAAGCUGAGAAAUGUUGAAAUUAAUGAAGCUACUCAUGAAAAUGGCUGUAAAAUUUGUCGUCAUAUUGUGUUGUAAUCGUCUUACAUGCACUGAUACACUUAGAAUUUAUUUUAUUAUAAACAAAUAUAUUUGCAUGAAUUGA
Molecule: messenger RNA, 1885 nt
Organism: Zerene cesonia (dogface butterfly)
Lineage: Eukaryota; Metazoa; Arthropoda; Insecta; Lepidoptera; Pieridae
Product: zinc finger protein 260-like
Exons: 14
Coding region: 79-1740 (553 amino acids)
Cellular component (GO): nucleus
Molecular function (GO): zinc ion binding
Source: RefSeq, a predicted model, not a curated record